ACCGUGCUCCUGCGUCUGUUGUGAUUCUGCUGCAGAAAGGUUUACGUUUUAAAUUGUUUGAGCAUUUUGAGGUUUAACAUAAUUAAAACGAUGCAAACGGUUUAAUUGUUUUAAUAGUUUUUACACGCUAUUAUAAAUGUUAUAACGUUACAUCCAAUAACAAGUAAUUUCUUUAACCAACACAUAUAAACAUUAUUUCUUUAAAGCUCAUCCACGCGUGAAAAGCAAAAAAAAAAAAAAAAAAAAAAAAGUAGGUUCUCUAACUUUAUAUAGUGAAUCAGUUUAUCUUAAACACGAAUGCAGGCAGUGGCAAGUAGUGAUGGAGAAACUGAGUUUAGGAAACUCCGAGUCAACUGAACCAAUUGCUUCUCAAAACGAUUCACUUUUGAAGCGCUCGAAUCACUGCACCCCAUAGAGAGAAAUAAAUAUAUUAAACACAACGACACGCUUACUACACAUGCUGCUCUAAACACUGUAAAUGAAACGAUAAUAACAAAUACUGAAUGGCAACUUUUAUCCCAUUCCACGAUAAAAGAUUAAUCUAUUAUAUAUUUUAUUUGAAUGCUUUGCAAUGAUCGUUUUGAGUGUUCUUUUGGGUUUGGCUGGCAAAUCAAGCCAACUGAAGAACUGACUCCUUGCCAGUACCCUGACUGCAGAACUAGGGAGCUGAGUGAGAUGCAACCAUAGUUUUAGAUUUUGUUUGGAUUUAUUUUUCUUAGUGUAAACUAUUCUCAUUAUAAAAAUGACUGUGUUCACAUACACAGAAAAAACUCCUGGUGAAAUAACUGAGAUCCAUGUGACACUAUUAUAAAGAUGGCAUUUAUUAAAGAGGAGAGUGAAGACCUGCAGAUUGAAGACGCAUUCAGAGUCAAACAUGAAGAUACUGAGCAACAAACAGUUGAUAACUAGGUGGCACCAUUUACCCUGGGUUUACUCCAAGUAGUUCUGAGAGCUGAGGUGCACAUUUAGAUUUACUCAGACACAUAAAAGGUAAGUGUGCAAAGGACUUUCUCCUACUCUCUCUCUCUCACACACACACAGACACUUCUGGACCCUUGCGAUGGCAUAACGCGUCAUCUGGCAGGCUGAAGAAAGGGAGUUGUCUCCACAUUGGUAGAAAACCACACUUUGCUGUUUCUCCCAAUCCACCCAGAUCCAGGAUCCUCUGUAUCCUCCUCACUUUCAGUGGAAGUUGGAGAGGAUGAUGAGGGUGCCACAACCAAUUCAGAAUCUGUCUCUCUUGAGUCUGUGGUGUCAGAGGGAGAAGACAAUACAUCCUGCAGCUCGCUGGAGAGACCUGAUGUUGCUGAAAGAGGAGAAUCAAGAACUGAGUGAAAUGGAAGACAAACAUAAGAAAAAUCAUUGUUUCAUGACUGGAGAAAAAUCCACACAGGCUAAAAAGACCUCACGAAAAAGAGCCCGGAAGACCAAAUCUAAAUCUAACUACACCUGCCGUCAGUGUGGAAAGAGUUUCAAUCAAAAAAACAAUCUUGAAGUCCACAUGAGAGUUCACACUGGAGAGAAACCUUUCAGCUGCCAACAGUGUGGAAAAAGUUUCACUCAAAAACAAAACCUUAAAGUCCACUCAAGAAUUCACACUGGAGAGAGCUCUUUCACCUGCCAAGAGUGUGGAAGCAGUUUCACUCAGAAAAUAAACCUUAAAGUCCACAUGAGAAUUCACACUGGAGAAAAGCCUUACACCUGCAAACUCUGUGGACAGAAUUUUACACACAAAAACAACCUUAAUUCCCACAUGAUAACUCACACUGGAGAGAAGCUGUUCACAUGUGAUCAGUGUGGAAAGAGUUUCACACGCAAGGUAACCCUUAAUUACCACUUGAGGAUUCACUCAAGAGAGGACUGUUUUACAUGCCAUCAAUGUGAGAAAAAAUUCUGUCAUAAAUUAAGCCUCAAGAAUCACAUGAGAAUCCACACUGGAGAAAAGCCUUAUUCGUGCCCUCAGUGUGGAAGGAGUUUUACAUAUAAACCAUCCCUUGAUUCCCACAUGAGAACUCACACUGGAGAGACCCCUUAUACCUGCAAAUAUUGUGGGAAGAAGUUCUCUCAAAAAGGAAACCUUCAGACUCACAUAAGGCUUCACACUGGAGAGAAGCCUUUCUCAUGUCUUCAAUGUGAAAAGAGUUUUACAUAUCAAAGAGACCUUAAACAACAUUUACAAACUCAUUCGGGCAAGACAUAGCAUUGUUUCCUCCGUGUAGUAAGUACACUGAUAAAAAUUAAAAAAAUUUUUAAAAAAUCAUGUGCUUUUAAUCUGAGGGACAAUUUAAUUGUAUGAUUGUAAUUUAAAAAAAAAAGUUAAGUCAUGGAGAUGUGAGACCCUAUUUUGUGUUUGUAUGUGUUUAGAAAGAGGUGUUAACUGAAUCUGCAGUCUAAAAUGUCACCAAAAAAUAUUUAUCUAUGUAAAAUUAUUUAUUUCCCAUCAGUGUUUAAAAUCAGUUGCCACUAGUGCUUGAAGUAGUGAUGUCCGGUUUGCAAACGAAUCGUUCGAUUUAACCAGUUCUUAUUAUGCUGCGUAUUCCACCGAAAUUACCCGGAACAAUUGUACCAGGAACUUGUUUCCUCAGGAACUUGUCUCCCCUAAAGUACCGGGAAGAUUAGGCAUAUAGACUGGUGACGUAGGUCUGCGCACGUUUCUCAAUACAAGAAACGCUGAUUUUGGACGUGCAUCCUCGGUAGUUCAGACUUUGCUUA
Carassius auratus (goldfish) is the source of this 2712-nucleotide messenger RNA. RefSeq names its product gastrula zinc finger protein XlCGF8.2DB-like. The coding region runs from base 1202 to 2200 and encodes 332 amino acids. NCBI's taxonomy places the organism in Eukaryota, Metazoa, Chordata, Actinopteri, Cypriniformes, Cyprinidae. The transcript has 3 exons. Gene Ontology annotation, molecular function: RNA polymerase II cis-regulatory region sequence-specific DNA binding; DNA-binding transcription activator activity, RNA polymerase II-specific. Gene Ontology annotation, cellular component: nucleus. Gene Ontology annotation, biological process: regulation of transcription by RNA polymerase II. The record is from RefSeq and is a predicted model, not a curated record.